Messenger RNA from Penicillium psychrosexuale, 4098 nucleotides. RefSeq lists its product as uncharacterized. Bases 1 to 4098 code for a protein of 1365 amino acids. Gene Ontology annotation, biological process: telomere maintenance. The record is from RefSeq and is a predicted model, not a curated record. Lineage: Eukaryota; Fungi; Ascomycota; Eurotiomycetes; Eurotiales; Aspergillaceae. Gene Ontology annotation, molecular function: DNA binding. Gene Ontology annotation, cellular component: chromosome, telomeric region. The transcript has 2 exons.
AUGAACGCGAUUGAGCAGUCUCCCGCGUCGAAUGCGCUGGCGCAGUUGACCAGGGUCCCGAUAGCUCAGCUUUCCCCAGACCUUGAGAAAUUGGCCGAGAAGUCUUUUCUUGCGGCUGUAGCACUUGUGUGGCCAUACUCCUCUUCGAUCAAGACUGUGAGCCUUCUAUUAGCGGAGCCGGAUUUCCGCCUGAGGGGCGCCAGAGGACAAAUCAAGGUCACGUUCCACGGACGCGUCGCAGAAAGGGUCGCGGAAUCGCAUGUCGGAAUUGGGGAUACCGUUAGUCUGGCCUUGAAAGACAUCAAGUUUGUCAGCAAUGAAGACGCCCAGAAAACCCCGGGAAGGUCUGUCGCAUGGGAUGCGCACUUUGAGAAUGGCGUAUCUCUCGAGAUCUACCGAUCUUCCCAACCUCCGUUGAUAAUAUCGGUUGAGCCGCAAGUGACAGCACCGCAUGAAACCGAACCAGCACCGCCUACCACCCCUAGUGGCAAAUCAAUCAAUCCCGAAUUCGACCUGCCUUCUAGUGCACGGCCCUGGGGAUCACCUAUGUUCCUCAAUUCUACUCGAACCCCACUUGGGGGAACAAUCCGUUCCGUUUUCGAUCCUUUUACGGAAGAAGAUGGAUUUGUGCCAGGGAAAGGAAGAAAAAAGCCGAGGUACAGCUUGCACAGGGAAGAUUGGCGUGUUAUCAAUGAACCCGAAAGCCCUCACGAGCAAGAAGCUCCUGUGGAUUGGGAACAGGCUUUGAAUCAAUCUAUCGAUCAAGAACUCGAGGCAGACUCGGCGAGUGAGACUUCAAUGACGGAUGAUGUCCAAGCUCCAACAUACGCAGAGGAUGCACCACAAGAGCCACUUCCAGUGUUUGCGAAGCCUUCUCUUGAAUUGACCGGGAGUAUCCUCGAAAGACAUGCCGCCGAGUCAAAUGUUGUGUCUCAUGGACAAGUUGAUGAUCAUGAAACACCUUUCUAUCUGCCAACGGAUACGCCGCAGAUUCGACCUAUCCCUUCUCCGGGGCUCCCGAUUCCUUCGCCACUCGUAUCAAAUCAUGCUGGCUCAACUAGCUAUUUCCUGCCAUGGACCGCGCCCACACAAUCCCAAGAGAUUGGAUAUGCUCAGGCGGGAAUAGAUACCAUAGCAACGCCCGCAGCAUCCUCCAUCGAAACCCAUGAUACCGACACCAUCGAUUCCAUCCACGCAGAUCUAGUGGAAACAGUUGAUCCGGAUGUUGAAUCCAUCCAGCAGGAACAUGUCUUCGAUGCUGGGUUUGUCCGCGAUGAUUCGGCAUCAUAUCCAGGCUCAGAAGAUUUACCGGAGAAGCAGGGAGUUGAGAUAAUCGACUCCAUAGCUAUUGAUAGGUCAGAUGUCGUUGAAGCUGACAUGACCAUUGAUACUACUGGCGACAAAGCUCAAAAGUCAAAUGAACUAGAGCAGUAUCCUGCUUUUGAUGAUCCUAACCUAUCCCACGACCAUCCAGCACGACUUUCGGACUCGGAAGAUAAAUUGGAUGACUCCCCCAAUACCAACGAUGAAUCACCUGCCGCUCAAGCUGAUGCUGUUACCGAAAAUGCCGGCGACGAAGCUCAGGCGUCAGAUGAAACAGAUCAAGAACGUCUCGUUGAUUCCAGUCACCUAUGGCGCGAUGACUCAGGAUCAUCCUCACCUUCGGAGGAGGCUGGGCAAGAUGAAUCACUCGAAUCCUCAGAAGAGAUCGAUGGAUCAGAUAUUGCUCAACAUGAUCUUGGCAUCGAAACUGCCAGCGACAAUUUGGGAUCUCCUCAAUAUCCGGGUGAAUCUCGUGAUGAGGAACAUCCUGAGCCAGAGACUCAGUUAGUCAACUAUCCACAACUAGGGUUCACGUCUGAUCAGGAUGCGAUCGAUGCCCUCGGAAAAAUGAUAGCCGCUCGAGAUGAGGAACACCAAAAGAUGAAAGAUACAGAAGAGGAAAAAGAAAGCGAAAAGGAUGUCGAUCGUCCACCCAGUCAAGAAUACAGUGAAGAAAAGGAUGAAGAAGUGUACUAUGCGGAGUCAGUGGAAAAUUACGAUUCUCAAUGUGAAUCUGAAGAGGACGAGGAGGAUUUAUAUGGUGAUCCUCGUUUGGAAUCACGAUUGGACGAAGAUGACUUCGGUGUCGUUGAAUCUAGUGGUGAAAAGCUUGAGCAGGAACAAAAGCUGCCCUCGCAGGCGGGAAGCCAUGAAGUAAUCGUGCUGGACAGUGACAGUGAUGAUGAGUUUGCCUCCAAUCAUCCGGUAGCCUCAGCUUCGCAGUCAGCAGAACGAAACGAUCACUCAUACCGCUCUGAAUCCGAACAUCUCACUGUCCCUCCAGCUGCAGCCGAAUUUGCAAGUGGUGUACAGGAAUAUCCAGAGCCGUGGUAUCUCGACGGAAAAGACUAUCACGGAGUAGUGGAAGACGAUUCCGAUACUGAUGAAUGCCAAAGUGAAGACAGUGAAGAGAGCGAAGACAUUGAAAGGAGUGAAUACGGUGGAGAAAGCGAAGACAGGGAAGCGAGGGAAGACAGGGAAGACAGGGAAGACGAGGAAGAGGGGGAAGACGAAUACAAUCAACAAUAUGACCGAGUUUACGAAAGUGAUAUGGAUGAUGACGAGUCGUCCCAAGACCACUAUGAAACGGACCGUCCAUCUGAAGUGGCAUCACCCAACCUUGCGGAAGAUGAAGAUAAACAAAUUAAACAUGCGGAGCUCAUCGAAGAAACUGACAACGACGGAUAUUAUGCUGUGGCCAACCCUCACGCACAGAUAGGAGUGCCAGUCGAUCGAGACUCUAACGAGGGGCAAUCAGGCAAUGCUGAUCCAAACUUGCUUGAUGUGCCUGAAUCUCAUCAUCAAGGCCCAUCCUUGGAAGGCAAAAAUCAUGCUGGGCAGUAUCUCACUGGGGACGGACAAUUUGAUUUGCAUAUUCCUUCGUCUGCUAGAAAUACCAUAGCCGAUUUCCCGUUGAAGCAUGAGCCAACUGUCGAAGGACCUGAGCCACUUGGCGAUCGAGUCUCGCCGUCCACUGGGUCUCCAUUGAAGCGACAACCCUCAACAUCAGACCCCACCCAGGAAAAUGCAUCCGCGCUUGAACUGGUUCAUGAUUUUGAACCUCAAGCUUCAUCCACGAUCGAAGAAACCGAAGCCCCUACUGGUCUUGAUAACAAUUUGCAGCUGGCUGGCUCCCCAGAGUCAGACCAAGACGAUGGUAUCGGGGCAGAACUCAUAAAAAACUCACAUAAGAUCCACGUUGACGGACAUGAUGAUGCCGUAGCUCCUUCGGAAUCCGUUGAAGCCGCAGAACCCCCAGCAACGCCCGAACCUGGCCGCUCUGUGGAUGUUGUGAUUGAAUCUCCGAACACAUUGGCAGUUCCCAUUUCACAGCCCUCAGUUCCCGACCGUAAUGCUUCUGGACUGCGGAGCAAGCUUUCCUACUUUGCACCGCUUGCUACACUCAUUGAUCAUUACAAUGCUCUAGUCGAUACCAUCUCAAUCGUGCAUGAAGCUUCGCCGAUAACCCGGGCCAAAUCUGGUUCGAAAGACUGGUUCGUGACUAUUGAACUUACCGAUCCAUCUAUGGCUGGCAUGACUCUUCAUGCUCAAAUUUUCCGGCGCCACAAGGCCUCGAUGCCGACAUUGGCAGAAGGGAACGCCAUACUCUUACGCGACUUCAAGGUCCAGAGUUUCGAUCACGCCAUGAUGCUUGUCAGUGCCGAUACUAGCGCGUGGGCAGUAUUCGACGGGUCGGGUCCCGAUGCCGAGACGAACGGACCUCCUGUCGAAUAUGACUCGCAGGAACGUGCGUACGCCUCUGGCUUACGUCGAUGGUACGAUGAAAUUGGCUCGGCUAGGGUCGCGGACCAUCUGCUCCAGGCAGCUAUCGAGAGAGACAGAGAGGAGCGCGAUAUGACACCAGGCAGCCAAGUGCCAAGUGAGUCAGGGACCCCAGAUUCUAAGCGAGGCUCGCAGCGCAAGCGCAAGAGCACUCGAAGAAUCACGAUCCAUGAGCUGCGUGAUGGCACUCGUUAUACGGAGGUCGGGUCCCCAAACAGUCGGAACAGCAGUGUUCACGAAUUACGGGAUGGCACGUUGUAUGCCAAUAUUUGA